Planococcus citri (citrus mealybug) is the source of this 3759-nucleotide messenger RNA. RefSeq lists its product as uncharacterized. Lineage: Eukaryota; Metazoa; Arthropoda; Insecta; Hemiptera; Pseudococcidae. Bases 674 to 3643 code for a protein of 989 amino acids. The record is from RefSeq and is a predicted model, not a curated record. Gene Ontology annotation, molecular function: RNA binding. The transcript is spliced from 4 exons. Gene Ontology annotation, biological process: mitochondrial RNA processing; chloroplast rRNA processing; regulation of mitochondrial mRNA stability. Gene Ontology annotation, cellular component: mitochondrial matrix; ribonucleoprotein granule.
ACCAAUUUGAUCAAUUGCAGUGAAGCUCUGAAGCUUUCGACGCUGCGGUAUUAUCGUGUUCAAUACAUUCAAGCUUAUUCAUCAGCAGCAGCAGAGACCUUUGUGCCGGUAAUGAACUAACCUUGAUUCAUGAAAACUAUCAUAAAUAUACCAAUUGCCAACUCAAUUGCUUAUGUUUGGUAAAUAUUCGAAAAGUAUUAAUUACUAGAUUCUAUCUCCGAGUUAUUGUGUAUUCUUAGAUUGAUAGUACGGUAAAUCGCUUCCUAUUUUAUUGAGAAGUCGUCGUUGUUCGUCGUGUCCCAAUUUUUUUUGCCUCAGUAGACACUUAUAUACUCAACACCAGCAAAAUUCUGUUUGAUUUAGUUUUUAUUAUUCUACGAUGGGUUAUUGAUGUUACAAUGAAAGUCCAUUCGUCGAGAAACCGAGAUAUUUAGUGCCUCGAGAAAAUUCAAAUAGGAAUCUUUUAGGUUGGGUUGUUCAUAGCCAUCUAACAAACGAAUCUUCGAGGAAGGAAACCAAAACAGAAAGCGCAACGAUUCUUUCGAUCCAGUAAUUGCCAUAUUCUUGUUGAAUUACGCAGCUGUAACUCACAAUUUCCAAUUCUGCGGCUAAACUGUUUGAACACUUGCCGAGAUUCGUUGAUUGAGAAGUGUUACAACGUUCAACUGUAAAAAUGUUUUCCAUUUGCAAAGGUCACACUCAUAUGUUGAAGCAGUUAUAUUAUUUCCACGAAGGUACCACCUUAAAGAUGUUUCCCAAUUUUCGAGGUCGUAAUUACUUCUCGAAAAAAUCAUGUCACAUGCGAGAAACCGGAACAACCGUGCUUUCUAGCUCACAAGAUCAUGUUGAUUCUCCAAAGUUAGUGCAUUAUACUCUUAAUUCUAAUGUGAAACAGGGAUUCCUCAGCUUGUCAAAUAACGCUAAUUUUUCCAAGGAAUUACGUUACAUGCACAUGGAAAGGAAAAAAGAGAGAAUCGCCUACUUCAAAAGACAUGCUGAUUUCUCGAAGCAGUUAAAUUCUAUCAUAAAAAACGAAAACUUAUCUGAGGAGGUUGCUGAUUUGGUGCAAGAAUGGCUCAGACGUUUCGAUUCUCUGGGCAAAAUUGAAGCUAGUGGAAUUUCCGGAACGUUCAAUAGUUUAUUAAAAUUCAAUAUUUUUGGUACCAAAUGGAACUCCGCACAUCGAGACAAUUUCAAACAGUUAAUCAUUAAAUUGGCUGAGAGAGGAGACCAGUUAUUAAAUCCAAAUAGUCGAGAUCUUUCUAAAUUUAGCUCUUGGCACGUUGCUAAUAGUUUGUGCGCGUUAUCCAAAUGGGAUGUGUUGAAUAGCGAUAUAUGGGAAGGUUGUGUUCAAAUUAGUAACCGGAAAAUAGCUGAGGUUGAUUUGUUCAGAUCUGUAAUUAAUGGUUUGAUAUGUCGAGGAACUUGGAUACUGGAGAAUGAAACAGCUGAUCAAUUUGAUUCUCAGGGUAUCAGUAAUUGUCUGAGUUCUCUAUCGAAAUGGAACACUAACGAAUUUGAAGGAUCGAAGAAAUUUAUCAGUUGUUUAGUAAAACGAGGCAUCAAAAUUAUUGAUCAGUUCGAUUCUUUCUCUGUUUCAAACAGUUUGAAUGCUUUAUCCAGAUGGAAUAUAAGUGAUUUCGAAGGUGCCGGAGAAUUCAUCCACCUGCUGUUUGAAAAAGGAAGAUCAACCGAUGAAAGGUUCACUCCUCUGGAUAUCGUUAAAACCUUCAACGCAAUGUCCAAGUGGGACGUUGAAGAAUUGCGAGGUGCCAACGAGUUUAUAAUUUACUUAAUCAAACAAGGAACUUUGGUGACCAAUAAAUUCAAUUCCAUGGAGAUCGCGCUAAUUUUGAACGCUUUGUCCAAGUGGAACGUCGACGAGAUGCGAGAAGCUAGAGGUUUUAUUGUUUCGUUAAUCAAAAAUGGAAACUCUAUCAUCGAUACAUUUACUUGCCAAAAUAUCGCCAAUAGUUUGAAUGCGUUUAGCAAAUGGAAUAUUGAUGAAUUCCACGGUUCCAAAGAUUUUAUCGUUCGGUUGAUAAAACGAGGAAGAUCAACAACCGGUGGUUUCAAUCCUCAAGAGAUUGCCAAUAGUUUGAACGCGUUGUCUAAAUGGAAUAUUCACGAACUGAAAGGAAGUAAAGAUUUCAUAGUACAAUUGGUCAGAUGUGGAAUUCUAUCAGCUGAUACAUUCGACUCAUUGAGUAUUUCUAGCUCCUUGAAUGCUCUUUCUAAAUGGGAUAUCGACGAAGUAGAAGGAGCCAGGGAAUUAAUUACUCGAUUUAUAAAACGCGGUCGUUUGCUAAUCAAUAGAUUUAACUCACAGUGUAUUGCCAACAGCUUGAACGCUCUCAGUAAAUGGAAUGUCGACGAAUUCGAAGGAGCCAACUUGUUUAUCAUGGAACUGCUGAAGCAAGGAAAUUCUUCAGUUGGUGGUUUUGAUGCUCAAGGGAUUGCAAAUAUCUUGAAUGCUGUGUCUAAGUGGAAGAUCGACGAGCUUGAAGGAGCUAGAGAAUUCAUUGUUCGUUUAAUUUUACGUGGGAGUUCAACGAUCACCAGAUUCGAUUGCCAACAAGUUAGUAAUUGCUUAAAUGCUCUUUCUAAGUGGAACAUCGUUGAAUUGGAAGGAGCUAAGGAAUUUAUCGCAGAACUGGUCAUACAAGGGAAUUCAAUUUCUGAUGAAUUCGAUUCUCGAGGCGUCGUUAACAGCUUGAAUGCCCUAUCCAAGUGGCAUAUUUUUGGAAUACGAGCAGCUCGACAUUUCAUCGUAAAUACUGUAAAUCGUGGAAGUACUAUUGUGGAUGAAUUUAGUCCUCAAGAAAUUUCCAGCGGCUUAAACUCUGUGUGUAAAUUCAACAUUUUUGAUGACAAGAAAUGGAACGAUGAUCAGUUAAAAAACUUGAAACAUUUCAUUAUCAAACUUGCUGAAAAAGGGACCAAAAUAUGCAGUCAGUUUGAUUCUAGAAGCGUCGUCGAAAUAUUCGAUUCUUUAUCAAUAUUGGAAAUUCUGAGCAAAGAAAAAUGGACCCCAGAUGAACAGAACCGGUUGAAGAAUUUCCUGGUCAGUCUUUUGAGUCUAGAUGCUUCGUGUAAAAAUUACACUCUCCCGGAUAUUUCAGUAAUAUUUAGAACGAUAUCUGAUUGGGAUAUUCUUCAAAAUCAUGAAUUCGACUCGAAACAGAUUGAUAAGUUCAAAGGUUUCGUCAAUAAUCUGGAAAAUAGACUUCUCACCCUUGAAAAUGAACAGAAUUCAGUUCUACCUGACGUUAAUAUCAUAUUUGCCGCUCAAAUUAUCAAAGUUUUGCCUGAGCUGAAGUCUAAAGGUCUUAUUCUGUCUGAAAAUCAGUUACUGGUUUGGUUGAUGUGUUGUUUAAGUAGUAAUGUGGAGAAAUGCGGAUCUUCUCAUUUGAAGCAAAAUUUGAUUCGACGAAGUAUUUUGACUGGGUUGCAUGAUCUUUUAAAAAUUGUCAGUGAAUUGAAAGAUAAACACGGUUUGGAAGGAGCAUUUGAUGAGAGUUUGUCUAAAAUAUACAAUAAGGCGGUUGAAAUUGAUAUGAAUCAUAUUAAUGAAAUAGUAGAUGUAGUUUAUGAAUUUGAUAAAUUACAAGUAAUUCGAGAUAUGCAAUUUUUGCCCAGGUAAAUUAUCGUUUUUAAACUGUUAUAAUUUAGGUUUAAAAAUUUCUCUAGUAGAACGUGUUCUCGUAUUUGUAAGUAGGUACAUUUAUGUAAAUUUCAAUAAAUUGAUUGAGAUUGGAA